AUGAAUCCGCGGAUGGCGAGGUCCGCGGGGAGAUGCAGCGGCUUGUCGGCAAUGGCGUUGGCGUUCUCGAGGUACUCGGCAGUGGGCGUGUGGGUGCUGGGGGAGACGCUGCGCAAGGCGUGGGGGGAGGGCUUGGUGCAGCAGAAACAGGGGGAGCUGAGCGACUAUGUGGAGAGGCAUCGCAUGGCGCUGGGCAUGGAGCUGGUCACAUCGGUGCUGGGAGAUCACGGGCAGAGACCAGUGCAUGAUUAUGUGGAGGUGACAGCAGUGACUGACAUGGUUUUGAGGCCCUUAAGAAUAUUCAUUCCUUUCACGGUUUCAACCAUGCACCCCUCUCUCCCUCCAUCCCCCAUGCUUUCUCUCCACACCCGAGCAUACCCUGCCCUUCAACUCUUGCUUGCUCUUACACUCCAAGUGCGCCCCCCUCGUUCUCCCCCCUCCUCUUCCCCUCCUCCACUGAGCACGGGGCGAGGAGGAAUUAAAUGUGACCCCAUCUCCAAGCAGCUGUUUGCAGCGUACAACGCAUUGAGUGAGGAGGGCACGGCCCACUCAGUCGAGGACACUCUCACCAGCAUCGCAGACGUCACCAUUGCAGGCACAGCAUCGCACGAGAAGCUUCAAGGGAACAUCAUGGAGGGGCUGGUGGCGAGGCUGGUGAGCCCAAGGAGCCUGCAGCAAGUCACAGAGCUCAAGGCGGGGCUGCUGGCUGGCCCAGCGCCCAGCUAUCCCGUGGGAGCAGGCACGAGGCUGAGAGAGCUCUUCACUCAACACGACUCCAUGCGCGAGCGCAUCGCCCAUCUGGUGGAGGAGGCAGGAGACGCCAUGUGCAGCACCGGGCAGUGGGGGGAGGGCGUGGCGGGGGGGAGUGGGGGAGAGGACGAGGAAGGAGGCACUGUGGUCGACGGGGAGGAGAGUGAGAGUGCGGGGAGCGCGAAGCAGAAGCGCAGGCAGCAGGAGGAGGAGGAGGAGCGGCAGGUGACUGACUGGAUGAACUCGCUGCUGAGUUGUACUGCAGCAGAUGCUGAGACGAGCAAGCUGCAGGCCAUGCUUCGAGCGGUGAAAGCCGAGAAGCUCAAAGUGCGGUUCAAGUCACACCCCUGGCCCCUCCCCACCUCGCCCUCUCUCCUCGCCCCUGCCUCCUCCCCGUCCUCCUCCUCCACCAUCUUCUCCCCUUCCUCCUCUUCCUCCUCCUUGUCCUCCACGUCCGCACCACACCAGCCAUCCACAGUCCCCCUCUCCCACCAUCUUAUCACAGUGCAUGCCUUCCAAGACGCGGCCUUCCGCAGAUACCAGCAACUGAUGCGCAAGGACCCCAGUCUGUGGCCGCUGUACCGGGGAUUCUUCCUGGAAGCUGCGGUGGUGGAGGUGGAGAAGAGCACGGGGAAGCAGCUAGUAGCAGUGACGGCUGAUGCUGCUGAUGCUGCUGAUGCUGAUGAUUAUGAUGUUGCUGCUGGUGAUGACGGUGUUUCUAGUGCUGCUGUGGAAGAAGGGGGCAGGGAGCAGGUGCCGCAUGUGAUGCUCAAGAUGAAGUUUCUCCCGUACAAGCUGAGGACGUUCCUUAUUCGCAAUGGACUCGGCACGCUGCUGAAGAAGGGGCGCCAUGAGUACAUGGCUUAUGCUACCAGACUGCUCAAGGUGUGGGGCACAUCACCAGAUGCCACCAGGGAGAUGACCGCGCUCUGCCGAGCAUGUGCGGUGAGCAUGGUGCAGUGCGGUGAGCACGGUGCAGUGCGUGCGGUGAGACGGUGCAGUGCGGUGAGCAUGGUGCAGUGCGGUGAGCAUGGUGCAGUGCGUGCGGUGAGACGGUGCAGUGCGGUGAGCAUGGUGCAGUGCGGUGAGCAUGGUGCAGUGCGUGCGGUGAGCAUGGUGCGUGCGGUGAGCAUGGUGCGGUGCGGUGAGCAUGGUGCGUGCGGUGAGCAUGGUGCAGUGCGGGCGGACUAUGUGCUGGGCCCGCCCGCCUCCCCCCGCCCUCCCAAGUCCAUCUCCUUCAUUUCCUACCUCGACUAUGCCGAGCCCUUUCUUACUGCCCACCCACCUCCCUUCCUCCCCUCUUUCUCCCCCUUCCCUUCCCCCAUGUUAUCCCCCCCCCCCCUUAACUUCCCCAGGGCGAACUAUGUGUUAGGUCCCACCUCCACCCCCCGCCCUCCCAAGUCCAUCUCAUCCAACUCGUACCUCGACUAUGCCGAACCUUUCCUUGCUGCCUAUGCCAAGAGGGGAGCAGCACAGGCCAAGGCAGUGGGGGCCGCAUGGGAGGGGGAAGCAGGGGAAGGGGUUGAGGGGACACGUGGGGAGGAGAGUGAGGGGGCGGAAGGUGGAGGGGAGGGGAGGCGGGAGCAGAGCAAGGGGCUGUUGGUGUUCUUCCCGGGGAUUCCUGGGUGUGCCAAGUCUGCUCUCUCGGAGGCCCUUAUGCAGAUGGGCCGAGGCAGUGGGGGUGUUGAUUCAGCGGAGCAGGCAUGGAGAGGCAAAGAGGGCGAGUCGUCUUUGCAGGGAGGGAGACGCAGUGGAGCUGAUCUAGCUGUACAGGUGGAGGGAGGUAGCCAGAGCGGUGCAGUGCGAGAGGGAGGGGUGAACGGAGGACAUGAGGGGCAGGGAGGAACCUGCAAGUACUGGAAGGUGUUGGGGGCGCGUAUGAGGAAGGAGAGGGGGGCGAGUGUGAACGUGCUGGCGGAUAAGAACGCGCCUAACGAGGACGUGUGGAACCAGAUAGAAGCCAUUUGCCACGACACAGGGCUGAUAGGCGUGCCUGUUGUGCCUGCCUCACUAGGCACGCUGCACAACCCCUUUGACUGGCGAGUGCUGGCUGUGUUUCUGUUCCGCGUGAUUCAGCGCACCAACCACCCCGUGGGACCCCUUCCCCAUUCCGAACCUCCUCACAAGAACUUCUAUGUCUGUCAUUCAGGAAUGUAG
Closterium sp. Naga37s-1 is the source of this 2907-nucleotide messenger RNA. Lineage: Eukaryota; Viridiplantae; Streptophyta; Zygnematophyceae; Desmidiales; Closteriaceae. The record is from the annotation of a GenBank genome assembly.